Messenger RNA from Apis cerana (Asiatic honeybee), 11066 nucleotides. Its product is annotated as A disintegrin and metalloproteinase with thrombospondin motifs 9. The record is from RefSeq and is a predicted model, not a curated record. Gene Ontology annotation, cellular component: extracellular matrix. Gene Ontology annotation, molecular function: metalloendopeptidase activity; zinc ion binding. NCBI's taxonomy places the organism in Eukaryota, Metazoa, Arthropoda, Insecta, Hymenoptera, Apidae. Gene Ontology annotation, biological process: extracellular matrix organization; proteolysis.
GUUGUUAGGGAGACUGCUGCCCGUGGCCGAUACCAGUCUGUUCGCGUUCACGUUCAGUCGGUGCGUGCUAGCGGCUCGUGUCGCGUGUUUUCAGUUCAUUUCUUUCUUCGUCGUCAUCCUCGACACACGAUUCGCCGUUUCGUUCAAUUUUACGCGAGUUUCGUCUACGGUUCACUCUGUACAAUCUUCGAAUUCCCCGUUGAAAUAUUACGGUGUGACGUCGAAAAGUGUCAGAGAAGACUCUGUGGUUCCGAACAAUCGAUAUCGAUCUUUGGAACACCGAUCGCGAAUCGAGAGGCCGGGAUGAGAGCAGAAGGAGCGACGAGGUGACCAAAAAUCUACCCCUAUCGUGCCCAAUCAACCGAUAAAUCGACGAAAUUUCAAAGAAAGAAAAGAAUCCUUCCAACUCUCCUGCAAUGCCCAUUUCUUAACCGCGUGAAAAUCGACUUGGCCCCGCAACCAGCGCAACACAGCGUAAUCGUGGCUCGCGCGAGGGAGAAUCGUUGCCAGCCGAGGAAAGGUAACGACACCGUGGUGGAUAGGACGCGGUGCACGUCGAAUCGGGGAUCGUCUCGCUUCUUAAUGGGCGUACCGCGGUUGGAUCCCGGUUGGAUUUAGCCGGCUCGUUUCUCCAAGGGCGAGAAGGAGAGAGGAAGAAACAGGAUCCAUCCGCUUGGUGGAGGAGGAGGAGGAGGGAAAAGAGCGGGGGAGAGGUCGUCGAGAUCCGUCGAGAGGAUCCUCUAUGGGCGCUCGAGGGGUUGUUCAGGAGUGGCGAAUCACCUGAAUGGUGCCUGCGCGAUAAUCCUCCUCUCUCCUCGUCUCGUGGCUCGAAGAGAUCGACGAAAAUGAUCGACUGACCGCCCUGGCUUGCGAUCGGGAUCCGUCUCUCCUCUUCUGUCUUCCUCCCUUUUCCAAAAGAAAAGAAAAGAAAAGAAAAGCGUUCUUUUUACCCGCGUUCAGAGCAAGGGACAGGCGAGUAAUAAUAAUAUAAGAGAGGCGAAACGAGUAAACGCGUGGCCGUGGAAGGGGAGCGCGCAGACAUGUCGCGGGUCUCGAGUCGCGCCUCCAUCGUCGCUGCUGUGAUCAGCAUCGUGCUGUUGAUCGUCGUGCUCCUGGUUAUGGUAUUAUGGACCGGUGCGCGCACAAAGAAGGAGGAGGAGGUGGUCGAGAAGAAGAGCGUGGAUGGAUUGGUUGUCGAGGUUUUGGAGAGUUUGUCGGGGGUGCGAGUUGAGAACGCGUCGUCCACCACCGUCAGAGGAGUGCGUAUGUUGGAGGAGGAGGGGGAGAGCUUCAGUAACGAAGUGAUUUCACACUCGGAGAGAUCAUCGAGGAGGAAGAGUGAUUCUAAGAAGACGAAAUCGUUUUCUCAGAAACCUGACUUGGAGUACGUCCAAUUGAUGAAACUUGCCGAGAAUCAAUACGAGGAUCCACCGAACGAAUUCUCGGCGAAACGACGCCACAGCGGGCACUUUCGACCGGCGACAGCCGAAGUUUGGGAUUCUCGUCCUCAGUACGAGUUCACCGCUUUCGGGAGACGGUUCCGUUUGCUGUUGGCACACGACACGAGCUUCGUCUCGCCCAAUAUUAAGAUCACACGCAUCACCGAGAAUACCAGCAGAAGGGAAAAUCCAGGCCCUGAACUUGGUUGCUUCUACAGUGGAACCGUGGACGGUGAUCCACAAUCCGCUGUCACCGUCAAUCUUUGCCACGGAAUGACGGGACACGUGAGAACGUCGACGGGAAGCUACAUAAUUAAACCGGCCAAGCCCUGGCGGGAGAGCGACAAGGAGGAUUCUCUAGAAUUUUCGUUGGAGCACGCCGUCCAAAGGAUAAAACCCUACACCGUGCUGGAUGCCACGAACGACGCCGAUGAUCGGGUUGGAGCGCAUAAUUGCGGCGUGAUCGAUGACAACACACCAACUCCAAUUGUGGAGAACUCGUCCAAGGGUAAAAUUUACUUCGAUGGCCGACGCCGCAAGCGCAGGUCUUUAACCGAGAAAAAGGAGCUGGAGGAGGACGAGAUGUACAAGCAGUUCGUGGGACAAGCCGAGGGGCAUCGAAAUUUUUUACGAAACGAUGCCAGAUACUACUCCGUGGAGAGAAGACGAAAUGAUCUGAGCGAGGAGUAUGGCCAGGACUCGGAAAUGGAAUCGGAUCCCUCCGUGACUUGGAGACCACGUAGAGCCUUGUCGAGUGAAUAUUUCAUCGAGAUCAUGGUGGCCGCGGACGCGGAGAUGGUGAGGUACCACGGCAAAGGUUUGCUCAGCUACAUUUUGGGCCUGAUGAGCACGGUGUCACGAAUCUACAAGGAUCCGUCCAUCGGUAAUCCAAUAAGCAUAUCGGUGAUGAGCAUCGUUCCAAUUGAUAAAAUAUUCGGGGUUAGACGUACCAAGGGUGAGGGGAUCGCAGCGGCAGACAUGUUGAAUAAGUUUUGCCGAUGGCAACAGAGCAACAAUCCGAAUGAAUAUUCGCCAGGACAUUACGAUACUGCUCUUCUUUUGACCAGGGAAAAUCUUUGUCACAAUUCUGACCAGAGGAAUUGCGACACUUUGGGAUUGGCCGAGUUGGGACGAAUGUGUUCACCAAGAUCCUCGUGCGCUAUAGUUCAGGAUAAUGGUCUGGCUGCCGCAUUUACAAUAGCUCAUGAGAUUGGUCACGUAUUGGACAUGCCCCACGACGAUGACGUGAAAUGUGCAGCCUAUAAGAAUCGUUCCGGAAUGCACAACAUAAUGUCGAGGAUGCUGGACGAUAACACCUUUCCAUGGGAAUGGUCGAAAUGUUCCCGACACUACGUCACCGAGUUUCUCGAGGCCGGAAAGGGGGACUGUUUGCUGGACACGCCGGAUAAGAUAAUGGAACGAACGGACCCGAGAAGGCUACCCGGGGAAGAUUAUUCCGUGAACAAGCAGUGCGAGUUGGUAUUCGGUAACGGGUCCAGAAUCUGCAAUCACAUGGUGGGUGAUGUGUGCAGAAGACUGUGGUGCACCACACCGAACGAAGACCAUUACGAUCACUGUCGUACCCAGCAUAUGCCGUGGGCUGAUGGCACUUCCUGUGGCCGAGACAAAUGGUGUUAUCGAGGCGAGUGCGUCUCACGUAGUCUCAAUCUCCAGCCGGUUGACGGCCAAUGGGGCGAAUGGGGACGAUAUGGAAAAUGUUCGAGAACCUGCGGCGGUGGAAUCAAGAAGAAAUACCGCGAAUGCGACAAUCCACUUCCGCAGAACGGUGGUCGUUACUGUAUUGGUGAACAGGUGAAAUAUAGAAGCUGUGGUACGAGGGAGUGCCCACCGGGAACUCCUGAUUUCAGGGAUCAGCAGUGUUCAUAUUUCAAUAACAACAAUUUGAACAUAAAGAAUCUGUCGAGGGACGUUAAAUGGCACGCCAAGAUAUUGCCGCAUGAACGUUGUAAAUUGUACUGCGAAACGGACAGCAAUCAGUGUUAUCCGCUGGCGGAAAAGGUGAUCGAUGGAACACCAUGCGACCAGGAUACCUUUCACAUAUGCGUGAAUGGCUUCUGUAAGCCAGCGGGUUGCGAUCACGUUUUAAACUCGACGGCGGAACUCGAUAUAUGCGGUGUUUGCAAGGGUGACAAUUCCACCUGUCAAUGGAUCACAGGUUCUUAUAACUCCACCCAAUAUGGUUACACAAGAAUCGCCAAGAUCCCAGCGGGUAGCAAUAACAUCGACAUCAGACAACCCGGUUGGAAAGAUAUGAUAGAUGAUGGCAAUUAUCUCGCCUUACGACUUGGAGAAGGUGGAAAAUAUAUAGUAAAUGGCAACUUUAAAGUGAUGACACAAAGGGUAAUCGUAGAUAUUGGUGUCACUAUAGAAUACAGUGGGCGUGAUUCGCGUGUAGAACGUUUAAACACUUCCAGACCGAUCGAAACCGACUUAAUCUUGGAAGUUUUAUCAGUAAGCGAAUUAAAUCCACCCCAAAUUAGUUACAAAUAUACAGUACCAAGAAAGAUUUUAGAAAGUUAUGAAUGGAAACUGAGCGGCUGGUCGGAUUGCACUCGCACGUGUCAAGGCAUAAAAUAUCGUAAAGCUGAGUGCACGAAUAUUGAAUACAAAGAAGUUGUCGCCGAUGAUUAUUGUCGCGAAUCGGAAAAGCCACGAGAAGAAAGUCAAAUGUGUAAUAAUCACUGUGUAUUAGAAUGGAAUAUCACAGUUUCCGAAUGUUCUAAUCAUUGUGGCUUAGGAACUCGUGUAGUCACUUCUAGAUGUAUACAAAAAUUAUUAAAUUCGAAUCAUCCACCCCGUGCAAUUCCACCGCAUUCGUGCGCUCAUCUUGAGCGGCCAAAUGAAACAGAAUCUUGCAUGGGACCCUGUGAAGAUGCUCAUUGGAGUUAUGGAAAAUGGAGUGUUUGCAAUGCUACAUGUGGAGGUGGAAUUCAAUAUAGGACAGCUACCUGCAUAGACUCCAAUCAAAGAACAGUUUCUGAAGAGAAUUGUAUGGGACAAAGGAAAGUUUUAGAAAAUGCAUGUGCAAAUGACCCAUGUCCCAAAUGGACCUUCAAAAAUUGGAGUAAUUGCUCAGUAACAUGUGGCAUAGGCAAGCAACACUCACGUUAUGCAUGUCACAUAGAGAACCGCGUCGUUCCAGAUAGUUAUUGUGGUAAACCCCUUCCAGAAAUUACUCAAGCUUGCAAUUCUGGACCUUGUGAACAAUGGCACAAGGGCGAUUGGAGCGCAUGUUCAGUUACUUGUGGUGAAGGGAUAAAACGAAGAAAAGUCAUUUGCAAGACUCUUGAUGGAAUUACAAGUAAUAAAUGUUCGGCUUCCAAUAAACCAGAAGAUAUUACAGCUUGUGUAUUAAAAUCUUGUCCAAUAGUGAAUGUAACACCAAUCAAAUAUUCUUCUGAUCCACCAUACGAAAUUCCUUCCCAACAAGACAAUGAAGUUCACGAUAUAAUUUUCCAUUAUGGAUAUAAAUGGCAUACUGAAACACAAAAGUGUUCUAGACCAUGCAUUAAAGGCUAUAUGAACACAACAGUAAAAUGUGUUUCCAUUGAAACAGGAAUUGUUGCACCUGAUAGAUAUUGCGAUAAUGAAAAGAAACCAUCUACUGAGAUUCUUUGCAAUCGUUAUCAUUGUCCAAUAUGGAUUACUAGUGAUUGGGGCCAGUGUAACGUAGAAUGUGGAUUAGGAACUCAAUAUCGACGAGUAUAUUGUCAAAAUCCACAAGGUGAAAAUAUACCAGACGAAAAUUGCCAUGAGAGCGAAAAACCAGAAGCAGAGAAAACCUGUCGAAAAAGACUUUGUAUAAAUAUUCUCCGCAAAUGGAGAACUUCUAAUUGGACUCCUUGUUCGAAAUCAUGCGGUACUGGACUUCAAAGACGAAGGGUAGAAUGCACAAUGAGGAGAGGAAACCACGGGCCGGAAGUAACCGUAAGGGACGAGCACUGCUCGAGGCUUGGUCUAAGAAAACCGAGAUCACAGAGGCCCUGUCGACGUAUUGCUUGCAACUAUAUUUGGCAGGAAGGACCUUGGUCUGAGUGUUCGAAAGAGUGUGGACAAGGAAUUCAAACAAGAACAGUAAGCUGUCAUCGUGUUAAUCGCUAUGGAUUGAUCGAUCCUACACCCACUGAUAAUUGUCCAAUUGAUCAAAAACCUGAGAAUCAACAAUUUUGCAAAUUACGAGAAUGCGAUGAUAAGUAUUAUUGGUAUGCUGGACCGUGGAAAAAGUGCAGUCAUGCAUGUGGACAAAAGGGUCGUGAAACACGAAGAAUAUUCUGCUUAGACAGAGAUGGUAGAAAAGUAGCUCGUUACAAAUGUCCUAAACGAUUCAAGCCGCAACGGAAGCAAAAAUGCAACCAAAGAAAAUGUUAUGCAAUGUCUUGUCUCGAGGUAAAGAAGUAUUUCAAAACUACCAAGGAUAGUGAGUACAAUUUGGUCUUAGGUGGAAGAAGCAUGUCAAUCUACUGUCAUGGAAUGUUAACUUCUGAACCAAAAGAAUAUUUGACAUUGCCGGCUGGUCCUCAAGAAAAUUAUGCGGAAGUAUAUGACAAGACAUUUAAUGAUCCUUAUGUCUGCCCAUAUAAUGGACCAAGGAACAACAAUUGCAGUUGCUCUACUUCUGGGAAGACAACAUUCAGAAGGGUGCGAAUCGAUCCUGUAGAACUGUAUAUUAUAGAAAAUGAUUACACAUUUUCGUGGAUGACGGGCUCAAAUCGUGUCGAAUAUGGCACAGCUGGUGACUGUAAUAGUAUUGCACAUUGUGCCCAAGGUCAUUUUAGUAUUAAUUUAAGUGGAACUCAAUUAAAAUUAUCAUCAAGUAUUGUUUGGACGGCAACACGCGGAACAUCAAUAAAAAUUAAUCAUAUUAACAGUCAGCAUGUCACCGGAAAAUGUGGAGGCUAUUGUGGCUCAUGUAAGCCGAAGAACGGAUUAAAACUAGACGUUUUACCACCGUAGUUCAUCUUAUAUAAAGUUUAAUAAUCUUUAAAUGCCUGUAAUAUAGUUUUCAGCAGAUAGAAAUUCCACUAAUGGAUUUUUGAACAUCUCAUAAAAGACUUCGACAAACACAAGAUGAAAUCGACAAAAUCCAUUGUCGAACCAAUAUUUUGACUUCGAGCUUAUCUCUAAAUCAUUCGCUUAAAUCAUUAUUAGUCAUUGUAAUUUUUAACAAAAUAAUCAUUGUAUAUCAAUGUCAAAACAAGACAAUAGACUCAUAUGCGUAAAAAAUCUUGAAAUCUACAAAAUACCAAAUACGGUAAAAAAUAAUUAAUAUAAUACUAGUUAAUUGCUCGAAUAUUUGCAUUUAAUUGUUCAUUUAAUAGUUUUAUUUAAUAAAAAAGAUAUUCGUAGGAAGUUUUAAGAAGCGAUUUUUCAAAAUAUUUUUAUAUUUAAAAUACUAAAUAAGAAAAAACUUAAAGCGAAAUACUAUUCAAAAUUAAUAAAUUUUAUAAAUAGGAUAUUAUAUAUAGUUUCACAAACUGAAUUUUUCAUCUUUCCGAAUUAUUCAUCGAAUUCUAAUAUUUUUGUGUUCAAUUAACAGAUUCAUUUAGUUAUAUAAGUAACUUAAUGUCCGGUAAGAAUUGCAGUAUUCGUUUUAUUUAUACUCAUUAAAACAUGACUGCCCGAAAAGCUAAUUGUUUAUCUAACAAGGAAAAAAAAAUGCGCAUACGAAAAAUGAAAAAUAACAUUGUAAAACGUAUGCAACUAAGUACAAAAACAAAAAAAACGGCGAACGAUAUAAAAUCCAUACAAAAUACGUUUGCUUUAAUCAAGUUGAAAAAUUUCAAUCAAGGAUUUAUGAUUGAUCAUAUUGAAAAAAAUUAGACUGCCUUUCCCAAAUCUUCUAAAACAAUGGUGCUAUUAUAGAUUUACUUAAAAAGAGUGAAAUUAAUUAAGCAUGAGUGAAGACAUAAUCUAGAGCCAAUUAAAAUUUUAUUCUUUCAAUUCACUUUUUAUUAUUAAAAUUUUAUUGUUAGAAAAAAUGUUUUCUACAAUAGAUAUAUAUAUAUAUAUAUAUAUAUAUAUAUAUAUAUAUAUAUAUAUAUAUUAAAUUUUUUUCUAAAUAAAAUUGUCAAUUCUAUUUUAAAUAGAUAUAUUAUAAAGUAUAACUAUAACUUAUUCAAAGAUAGCGACUUUAUCAAAGAAGAACUAUUUAAAAUAUAUUAUUUCAUUUAAUAUUUUAUUAUUUUAUUAAAUAUUAAAAUUUUUAUUAAAUAUGAUCUUUUUCAAGAGAAAUUUAUUAUCGAAUAUUUAUUAUAUAUCGAGAAAAGUAAUCAUAAUCAUCAAAUGCAAAUAAUUAAAUAUUCAGAUAAUAUAUUUUUACUUAUUAAUAUUUUUAUCAAAAGAAAAAUAUUCUCCUUAUAUAGUAGAAAUAUAGUAGAAAACAUUUUUCUAAUGAUACAAAUAGAAAUAAUGAAACGAAUAAAAUAAAUAAAAAGUAAUAAAGUUUAAUAGAAAUCCAAAUAUAAAAACAUUUAUUCUUAACAAUUAAAUUAUAUUAAUAAAAAAAAAACGCGAAACAAAUUCGUGAACGAGAUAUAUUUCCUUAUUGCAUGAAACAAUAUAUUUUGCCACUGCCAUGUAAAGUGUUCAUCGAAUUAGUAUAACGACAUUCAACAUCAAAAAAUUAAUUGUUAUUUGAUUUAACAACAACAAGAAUAAAAUUAAAAUAAAAUUAAAAUUUAUUAUAUUUUUAUUAAAAAUUUUAUUAAAAAUUAACAAUUUAAAUUUUUAUAUAUUUUUAAACAUUGAAUCAAAUUUUUAAAAAUUUAAAAAUCAUGACAAAAUUUUAUAAAUAUAGAUUUCAUUUAAUAUUUUAUUGGUGUAAUACUUUUGUUUUUGUAUUUGUUAUUCUUUUUUUUUCAUUUUUUCUUAUUUUUAUAACUACAUUACAAGUGAAAUAAAAUAUCAGUCAUAUUCAUUUUAAUUUAUUAUUAUUAAUUCUUUACAGAUGUACGAAUGUUACAUUAAUCCGAGAAACACUAUAUCUUUAUAUUUUCAUGUUUUCUAUAUAUAUUGAAUAUUGAAUAUAAUGAAUAAAUUUUUCUGCCAAUCUCAUAUUCAGAGAGAAUAAAAGCAGAAAAAAAAUGCAAAUAUAGAUAUUGUUUAGAUGUUAGAUAUAUAGAACAAUGCAUUACAGGAUCAUAAUUUGAUUUUAGUAUUUUGCAAUUUUAGUGACGCGUAUAAUAAUAAUGAAUAAUCAUAGACAAGCUAUAAUUUAGCAUGAUAGUAUAACGUAUUUUAGAAAUUAGCUGAUUCAGCUAAUCGAAACUUUAAACAAAUUAACUUAUUAACUCGAGACUAUAUAUAUAUAAUGAACAUCGGUAAUGAUUGGAUAGUAAUUCAUACAGUACAUUGAUUAUUUUAUAAAAAUACAUAUAUUAAAAUAAAAAUUUAGUAAAUGUAUACAUUUAUUAAUCAAUAUAUAUAUAUAUAUAUAUGUAUUUAUAUAAAAUUUAAGCGAUUAAUUAAAUAAUAAAAAUGUUAAAAAAUUUAUACAUAUUUUCAUUAAAUCAGAAAGAAUAGAAUAAUUUUAGAAUAAAUCUAAAAUAUAGUUCUAUUAGUAAAAUUUGAAAUUUAGUUACUUGUGAAUAUAUUUAUUGAAUAAAUAUAACAUAUAUAUAUAUAUAUAUUGAUUAAUAAACGAUUAAUUUAUAAAUACAUUUACUGAAUUAAUAUAUUAAGUGUAACAUAUUUAUAAUAUGCACAUAUAUGUCUUUUUUUAAUGAAGAUUUAGGAGAGCAUUAAGCAUAUAUUGGAUGACUUCAGCAACUAGGUCAAGUUAUAUCUCUGUUCUAAAUAGAAAGGACUAAUUGUAAUUCUAAUUUCACUUAGAAUAGAGAUACAGAAAUGUAUAACUUGUUGUUAGAAUUAUUUUGUAUAUUUUCAAACUUUUUAAUUAUUUUAAACUUUUAAAUUAUUAAGUAGAUAUAUCGUUCAUAUCCUUUGUUGACAUUAUCUUUUUGAUCAAAUAUUCAUAUGAUUCCACAUAUCCAUCAAUGAAAAUCAAUUAAAAUAAGUAAUGAGAAAGGACAUGUUUAAAAAUAGAUAUCAUACCUAGACCAAAAUAUCAAAACAAUUUUUUUUUAAGUACAAAUCCGUUUUGGCUGAGGUAUGACUAACUUUUUCCUGUUCUCAUUAGAUUUUAAUGAAAAAAUUAAAGGAAAUUUAGAACUAGAAGUAAUACAUAUAUAUAUAUAUAUAUAUAUAAAAAUUUAGAACUAGAAGUAAUACAUAUAUAUAUAUAUAUAUAUAUAUAUAUAUAUAUGUAAUAUUUCAAUAGACUGCCAUAAUUUAUGUUAUUAUAUCAAUGUAAUGAUUAUAUUAAGAAGUAUUUUUUAAAAAGCGAAUAUAAUGAAUUUGAAUAAUAUACAGGUGUGAUUUUAUAAAUUGAAAUUAUAUAUUCUUUUUAUUAUUAUUUUAAUUAUUUUUUAAAACAAAAUAAAAACAAAGAAAAUCUUUUUUUAUAUUGAACCACAAAAUACUUUUACUAUAUUUUAUGAGUAAAAGUAUUUAAAAAUAAAUUAUAAAAUUCAUAAAUAUAAAAUCAUAUUUUCAUUAUUGAAAUAUCUAAUGUAUUUCUUUUAUAUAAAAUAUGAUACGAGAUAUUAUUUCUAUCAAUAAUUCUAUUUUAUCAAUAUUCAAAAAGAAAAAAUCAGUGUUCCAAGAAUCACUCUAUAUAAUAAAACAACAAUUGAAUAGUAAAUCGAUUUACUGCCUUCCUCAAUAUUUGUAAAUUUUAAAUAACCAAUAUAGAUUGAAAAAGAGAAUAUAAAUUUUGUAUAGCCGUAUGAUCAAAAUUUUCAUUACAAUAAUACAAAUCGUAAUAAAUAAAAAAAAAGCAAAUAGAUCAUUCUAAUUUAUAUAUGAUUACAAUUACGAUAAUAAAUAAAUAAUAUUUGUAACGAAAAAAUAAUGUAAAGCAAAAAAAGAAAAUGAAUUCUAUAACUUGAUUAUAUAUUGACGAAUAUUUUUUAAUGUUUAAAAUUUAUUUAUUUUUUACAAUUAUUUUUUUUCAUUAAAUAUAUUCGUCAAUAGAUAAAAUGUGCAAUUUGAAGACUCAUUAAGAAAUGUAUUGCACAAUCAAUAUACAUAUAUGAUUUCUUGUACACAUAUAUUGAGCAUAAAACGAUAAUUUAUCAACUAACACAUGACAAUUUUUUUUCACUAUUUUGUUUUUUACACUCGACAUACUCUAUAUAUAUAAAUAUAAAUAAAUAAAUAUAUAUAUAUUACAUUUAAAAUGCUAAUUUUUAUUUGAACUUCUUUAAAAAGUAAUAAAUUGUCUUCAUCUUGCUAACAUAUCAAGUAUAUUUUGCAAAUAUUUUGAAAUAUGUUAUCUUGUUGCAAAUGCAUACAAAUUUACAAUCUGCGAUCUCGAAAUCCGUAGUUGAUAUAACAUUUCCUUUUUUUGCCUGUCCAUAAGACAAGAAUAAGCAAAUAACUGUUCUAAGCGCUAGUAUAGCGAAACAGCAUUGUACAGUUUCGUUUAAUAAUAAUUUAUUAGUAUGUAUUUUGUUUUAAUAUCAUUCAUGUGUAAUUUAAUGUAGAAAUGAUAAUUAGUACCAGUGUACUGCAAUUAUUUAAAUAUAUUAAAUUCACAAACAAAAA